UUAUUCAUUUUUUCUUCCGUCUCCCCUCCUCCUCUCCGCCUCUCCUCUCCCGCGUUAUUGACAGCAUUUGGUAACCCUAGUUUCCAUUUCUGCAGCUUCAGUUUCUUCUGUAAAUCGUAUGUGACUUCGGGCUGCAAAGAACAGUAUUUUGAGGAUUUUGGCAUUUGUGAUGUUAUGGUGAGGCAUUUGAUUACCUGUAGAUUCUUCAGCUGCUUGUACUGACAAAGCAAAUUCCCAGUCCCUCCCCUUCAACUAAGAAAAAGUUCUUUCAAAAAAUGGAUCGCUGUGAUACCUCAGGGUUUGUAAGUGGGGGUGGGAUGUAUUCUUUCGGAAAACUCUAGGUUAGUUUUUUUUUUUUUCUUCUUCUUUUUUAUUGCCCCGGAAGUCAGGCAGGCAGCUUUUUUCUUUCAAUAUUUUCACAUCGACGUUUGGUCUGGAUAAGAUAAGAGAAUUGUAUCUUCAGCUGGUACAGAAUGGAUGCAAGGUUUCAGCAUUUGGGUUUCACUGUUAACUCUUCCUCAAAUGCAUUUGAGAAUCUAAGCAAUAAAGUUGGAACAGCUGGAGUUGGUUAUUGUGCAGAAACUGCCUUAAGGCUCGAUUCACCUGGUGUAUCUUUCCAUUCCUUUGCCUCCUCAAAGGGAACCAAGAGGAAAUGGAGUGCAAUUGAUGGAUCUAUUAGUUUCAAGGAUGGUUCUUCGCUGGCCCUUGGGCUAGGGCGUUCACCAAGUUCUUCUGAUAGCAAGGGAAGUUCAGAAACUGCUUGCACAACCAUGUCUUCAGCAAAAGAAAUUGAGGAGGAGUCAUCAAUGGACAUUGGCCUAGAUUUUGAUCUCCAUCUUGGCAUUGAGAAGGCACGAAGCCCAAAGAAACCUGCUGGUGCUACUCUGAAGCCACUGGAAGUAAGACCAAAAUUUGACCUUGAAUUAAGUCUUUCAACUGGGCCUGCUGAAUCUGAUAUCACUAGUGUCACUCCUGGCUCUAACCCACCUCAAAAUAUCUUUGGGAUGCCAUUGAUGGUUGGCACAGGCCUGCUUGUGGAUGAAGGAUCAACAUCAUCUCGGUGGAAACUUGGGAAUGCCAUUCUUCCAUUGCAUCCUGUGUGUAGUGCAGAGGCUAGCUUGCCUCCAAACAAGUUGCCCAAGCCCCACAGAACAGAUCCAGUUCCUGUCAUGCCAGACCUUUCAACGUCGAUGGUAACCUGUACAAAAAGCUCAGUCACCUGUACUUCCGGGGUUACUCAAAACCAACAGCAACGCAAUACUGGCACAAAGACCUGUCAGUUCAUGGGAUGUGGAAAGGGAGCCAGAGGUGCUUCUGGCUUUUGUAUUGCCCAUGGUGGUGGCCGGAGGUGUCAGAAAGCUGGCUGCCACAAGGGAGCUGAGGGCAGGACUGUUUACUGCAAGGCCCAUGGCGGUGGUCGUCGUUGCCAACAUCUUGGGUGCACAAAGAGUGCUGAAGGCCGCACUGACUAUUGUAUUGCCCAUGGUGGUGGAAGACGGUGCAGUCACGAGGGCUGCACCCGAGCAGCAAGAGGGAAGUCUGGUUUGUGCAUCCGACAUGGAGGUGGCAAGCGGUGCCAGAAGGAUAAUUGCACAAAGAGUGCUGAAGGCUUCUCUGGCCUCUGCAUAUCUCAUGGAGGUGGACGUCGGUGUCAGUUUCCAGAAUGCUCGAAAGGCGCUCAAGGGAGCACAAUGUUCUGCAAGGCUCAUGGUGGCGGCAAGAGGUGCACAGUUUUAGGAUGUACGAAGGGUGCAGAAGGGAGCACACCCUUCUGCAAGGGCCAUGGUGGAGGGAAAAGGUGUUCAUUCCAAGGAGGUGGAGCCUGUCCAAAAAGUGUCCAUGGAGGUACCCAUUUCUGUGUUGCUCAUGGGGGUGGCAAGAGAUGUGCUGUGCCAGAGUGCACCAAGAGUGCUAGGGGACGGACAGAUUACUGUGUCCGUCAUGGUGGGGGCAAAAGAUGCAAAUUUGAAGGAUGUGGGAAGAGUGCUCAAGGUAGUACGGACUUCUGCAAGGCACAUGGCGGAGGGAAGCGAUGCUCAUGGGGCCAACCAAACUCUGAAUUUCCUAGCCAAGAUGCUCCUUGUGACCGGUUUGCUCGGGGAAAGACUGGCCUCUGUGCUGCCCAUAGUGCCCUGGUGCAAGACAGGCGGGUGCAUGGGGGUGGAACACUUGCACUUUCGGUCCAAGAACCAAAACCUAGCAAGCCUGAGAAGAUGAAACAAGUUGUAAUGGAUGAUAUGCAUGUUGAUGUCAUGAAGAUGAGCAGUGGGAACUUUGCAGGCUGGAGUGGUUUUUAUUCAAAUGGGUAUAGGCAACCGGCAAUAGCACUGCAAUUUGCACCACAGGUUCAGUUUCCUCCAGGGAAAGCAGGGCCGCCAACUGGUCCAGUUUCGCUGCCGGAAGGUAGGGUUCAUGGGGGAAUUCUGAUGGCAAUGCUAGCAAGUGGUGCAGGCUUGACUCCUAGUAGUGAAAAUCAAGUAGUCGGCGGUCCAUCUGAGCCAGGGACAUCUAAUAAGGUUCCUGAGUGGAUGAAGUGAAUUGAGAAUGGAACCUAAUAGGUUUCAUGAUUUGGUUCUGACAGGUUCUAUGCUUUGUUUGGGGUCUUAUACUUCUUUUAGUUUAGCGAGUUGGUGUCUAUAGAUGAGAAAAAAAAAAAAUAAUGUUUUUUCUCAUUCAUUGAUUUCUGAGGUUAUGUGGUUAGAAGUGAUUCGUCUUCCACCCUUGUGAUACAAUAAGGGAUAAACUGGUACCAAUGUUUAGGUUUUCUACUGUAAAUAUUUAUAGUGUUAUGUGCAGGUUCAUGUGAAUACGUAGUA
Messenger RNA from Telopea speciosissima, 2816 nucleotides. RefSeq lists its product as uncharacterized. The record is from RefSeq and is a predicted model, not a curated record. The coding region runs from base 474 to 2537 and encodes 687 amino acids. The transcript is spliced from 2 exons. Lineage: Eukaryota; Viridiplantae; Streptophyta; Magnoliopsida; Proteales; Proteaceae.